GCGUCUGAGGCAUUCAGGUCAGGUGCCAAUGGUGAAGCGGCAGAGUCAGGGCAAAAUAUUGCUUUGUUGACGAGAACAAAAAUGUUUUAAACAGAAGGAGGUCUUUGUAGAGAUGUUCGCAAAUAAGAAGGCUUGGUUUUCGGACAGUGUGUCACCAACUUUUCGCGAAUUCUGGCUAUUGGAGUGUGGAAUACUUACAGGGUGGAGAACAGCAGACUAUCUUUUCAGUGAGGAUGCUACACACCCUGAUACACUCAGGAUUUUUAGGAGUGAGGCUUACCUGUGGGAGAAGGUUACUGUUUUUCACAGCUUUUUCCUGAACGCAUGUCAGAAGCGAAAGAGUAUAAAGUCGGUCAGCAUCGGUCACUAUGUGCUGCCUCCUGUCCCAGUGCAGGAUGCAGUGAGAAACGUGAUUGGGAGGUUUAUUUGGGAGUGUGAAGAGGACCAGCCAGGCACACGGGAAAGUUUUACCGACCGGGCAGAAGCAAUGUGUGGCAUUGACAGUUCCUUUCCUUCCAGCAGGACUGAACCAUUAAUUGCAUCAGCACUGUGUUGUGAGGAUCCUCUUAAUAACAUUCUCCCAGGAUUCAUCAGCAUGGACAACCAGCAAAAAUGUUCACGUGAGCUACAUUACUAUCCCCCCAGUGAUUUCCGUUGCACUCAGUGUAACGCACUGACAAGACACUAUUUGUAAUCUAUUAUUUAUAUUUAUUAUAAUGUACUAGUAAAUCAAUAUUAUUACUUUAGCCACUUUGAUUUAAUCAUUUAUUAUUACUAGUUAAGUAAUUAGUAGUAGUUAACUAAAGUAUUUUUGAAAGUAAUUGAUUCAUUAAUGAAAUUGUCUUUGUUUAUGAAGGUGUCAGCAGACUGUAUUUUGUUAUACAAAGUGGGUACAUAUUUAAUAUAUAAAAAUGUGACAAGGAUAACUCUACUUUUCUUGUUUUGUGUUUUUAAU
Molecule: messenger RNA, 955 nt
Organism: Entelurus aequoreus (snake pipefish)
Lineage: Eukaryota; Metazoa; Chordata; Actinopteri; Syngnathiformes; Syngnathidae
Product: telomere repeats-binding bouquet formation protein 2-like
Exons: 7
Coding region: 113-694 (193 amino acids)
Biological process (GO): meiotic attachment of telomere to nuclear envelope; homologous chromosome pairing at meiosis
Cellular component (GO): nuclear inner membrane
Source: RefSeq, a predicted model, not a curated record